AUGUCCAUUCACGCUAUUACGACGCAUGAUGAUGAACGAAAUCAUGCUCACGCCAACACUUCUUCUCACAACAACACACUAGAGCCAGACAACAUAUACUCCCCUCGCCAAGUAGAUGGCCACAUGUCUACUAUGUCAGAUUCCCUACCACCAUGGGACACCUCGGAUGGAUUCCGGCGGUAUUCGUCAGCAGCAGAAUCGUCCACGUCCAAUCAGGACAACAGCCCAGCCUCGACUCCAUCCGUCACACAAAUGACUAGUAGUAGUCCUUCAGCAACACGGUAUGCACAGGAUAUCCCAUUAUCUUUAGCUGAACGUCGACAGCGUAACAAAGCGGCUUCUGCCAAAUAUAGAGCGAAAAAGCAUGCCGUCACGGCUCAAAUGUCCAGCAAAAUCGAUGAACUUACUGCCAGUAAUGCACAGCUUCAACGUGAACUGGACGAUGCGCAUAUGGAGAAUCGAAAAUUAAAAGAUCGGUGCGAAGACUUACGGCGACAGCUGGGAGCAAAAUACCAUGGGAUGCUCGACUCACCUCAAGACGGUAAAAAGCGAAAAGGUCUGGAAGGCACAAGGACGACGUCAACAAGUGCUCCUCCCAAUUUGCCUUCCAGGUCCAAGAGUAUAAAAAGCAAAUCAAAAAAAUAG
This is a messenger RNA of Umbelopsis ramanniana AG, 645 nucleotides long. RefSeq lists its product as uncharacterized. The record is from RefSeq and is a predicted model, not a curated record. Gene Ontology annotation, molecular function: DNA-binding transcription factor activity. Gene Ontology annotation, biological process: regulation of DNA-templated transcription. Bases 1 to 645 code for a protein of 214 amino acids. The transcript has a single exon. Lineage: Eukaryota; Fungi; Mucoromycota; Umbelopsidomycetes; Umbelopsidales; Umbelopsidaceae.